GGCAAUGACCAAAGAAAACACUUUAUUUAAGAGAGAAAAAAAACCAGAGCUGAGAAACCCUAACGCCGCCGUAAAGAGAGAAAAAAGCGAUUUCUGAUUUCACCUUCUCCAGUGUCCGGCGAGCCUCGUCGGUGCUGUGAGAAGGUCUUUAGUCUAUUUCUCUGUUCUGUUUAGGCUGAGAUGAGGCUUUCUAGUGUCAGAGAAGUCUUGGAUUGGGAAUUGAUUUCGAUUUCAUCCUAUGUUUUGCCUGGGUUUUUUCUCUAGAUCCGUAGCUUUUUCUGGUGCGCGGUGCAGGUUAUGCCGGCUCUGAUGUGGGUGGGUACUUCUUCCAUCGGAUCAGGUGAGGGAGAGCUCAGGUUCUUCGGGUGGUCGUUCGUUCUUCCUCUGUUCCUUGUCUUCGUUUUGCUGCUCUGAAGGUUCUCAGUCUCUCUUAGUUGUUAGCUGUUGUUGUCUUAAUCAAGCUCUAUGUCCUUUGCCUCUCGAUAUAAGUUCGGUUCUGCGUUUAGGUCGUCAUUUAAAGGCUCUCUUGUGGGCUUCAGAAUGAGGUUUCUUCGUGGAGGCAACUUGAGAGAGUGUUGCGGUGUUAGAGUGAGAGGUUCUUUUCGUUUUUCUGGGAAGGAGGUUCAGUUGUUAUCGGAGUUGUGGAGUUUGUUUGGUCUAAUGGUUCUGUUGGGAGAUAUCAUUCUCUAUAUUCCAGGUAGAGUUUCUCUGCUUUGGAAUUUGGUUGUGCUAUGUCUUCGACGAGGCGUUUGUUUCUUAAUUGUUUUGAUCCUGGUAAGGCCUCGCUGUUAGUCCUCGGGUCGUUAUUUUGCUCUCUUCAAAUGGUGAAGUUCCGGGGCGGGGAAGUUGUGCUGUUCCUUGGUUUGUAACCAACGGGGUUAUCCGGAUUAUUUGGUAAGGAGCUGUGGAGCUUUAGCUCAAUUGCGUGCAGUCUUUGAGUAGUUAAUUGCCAACCGUCGUCUUCUUUGGCUGUUCGGGUUGAAGAUCGUAUCUCCUGUGGCUUCUUGUGUUGAAGCAGUGUUGUGUUUGGUUCUUGAACAUGUUUCACCAGUGGAACUGUUCUAGGAGGUCUUCUUCGAACUCAAAUAAUUAGUCUUGCAUCGCUUUCUCACUCACCUCUGCUUCCGGCUCCGUUCAGCUUUUGCAUUCUUGAAGUGCUUCGUUUAGCUCCCUAUACUCUCAUUUAACUGUCUUCUUCCUUUUGUCUAGUUUAUGUCUCAGUUUCUGUAUCAAUCCUUGUAUCCGGAUGGUGUAUUUCACCUUGCCGGCUUAUGACUCCAGAUAGGUUACAGACCUUUGCUGGCUUUGUGUACUACUCUGUUUGUUUCAAGUUAAUAUUAAUCUUCUAGAUGACAAAAAAAAAAAAAAAGAGAGAAAAACAAUGGUACUUUUUUCUCCAACGUUGAUUUUAUUUUAUCCAAUUGUUACGUUUUUUGUAGCAUGUUUUUUUCCUCCAACAUUGAUUUUAUUUUAUCGAAUUGUUACGUUUUUUUGUAGCAUGUUUUUUUUAUCCGUUAAAUUCUAAUUUAUUAAAUAAAUUAUGUAUAUAAAACUAUUCAUGUUUUCAAAUGUUGUAGAAAACUUGAUGUUUUCUUAUUAUAUUUUUCUAUGUGACUGUCCACAUUGAGGCGUUUUAAAUGGGAUAUUUGUAUUUUGAUUUAUUCAACCACCAUGGCACUUAAUCAAAAUACAAUAAUCGAGUUUAUCCGAAAAAUACAAUAAUCAAGAUUCCCAACCUCUUUUUUUACAAAAAAAAAAUAUUUUCAACCUCACUCUGUGUUAUUUGACUGCAAAACAAAUAGAGCUACAAAGAUAAUCAGAAGACGUGUCUUUUUUUGUAACUUAAAGGGUUAAACCCGGAUCAUUAUGACACAAGUCUAAUCCCCGAAUGGAGAUACAGUCCACGGAUAGACCAUCUUCUGGGCAUUCAAAUGAGUCGAAAGCAAUAACUCAUAUCCGUGUGGCCGGCGGGAUUUGAACACGGGUAUGCUGACCUGACCUUGGUAUGCUUCAUUGCUUUGACAUUUUAGCAUAUUAUAUAAUAUAGUUUCUUUGUAUACACUCAGUCAAAUAUUAAAUUGUAUAGAUAGGCUUACAUGCAGAAGUGUUCAUACCUGCCUCUACGUGCUGUCGACUCCUACAAACCUCCAAGCGUUAUUAAACAUGUUUGAUUUGUAUAAACCCUAACAAUACAUUAUAAUAAAUCAUAAGCUUAUACAGUCCGAUGUACAUUAUCCGGCUUUAAUAUAAAUCUUAACAUGAUCAAUCAACUUUAAGAUAUCAAAGAACUUUAUCAAAAAUAAUAACAAAGAGAAUGGUAACGACCAUCACCACCACCACUAGUCGCAGAGUUCGGCCUCCGUCACCGGAUAUUGACCGAAGCCGGAGUAUAACCUCCUACUUGUCUUCUUGUUCAUCCUCUUCUUCCUCUUCUCCUUCCAAUUUAAGCAAACACGUGAUGAUAAGCAGAUCACAAUCCACAACAAGAUCUUCCAGACCCACCAACCCGAAAUCCAGCGACAUGAUCCCAGCUAGAAACAGCGCGUCAAGAUCUCACGAGGUGAAUAACGGUAGAACCAGCAGAGAGGCGUUUGCUCGGUACUUGGAGCAACGUGAGCGUGGCAGUCCUCGUAGUAACACUUCAUCUAAAGAUACAAAACCGGGAGCUAGCUCACGUCCAUCAGCGUGGGCAUUGUCCCCGGGGAGAGUUUCUUCAUCAAGCUCAGCUCAGGCGGCUUCAACGUGUCACACGCCGCCUGAGUCACCGGUAAGCAAGGCCAAGAUGAGAAGCGGUGGCGGUGGAGCCGUGGCAGGAGUUUUGAAGUACUUUAAGUCACAGAAGAAAGUAUCUCGGGUACAAGAGGAAGAGUAUCACCGGUUUAGGAUGUUACACAACAGAUUAAUUCAACUAAGGUUUAUUAACGCAAGAACAGAAGCCACUAUGGCUAACCUUAAGGUUAACGUUGAGGACCAAUUGUUUUGGGUUUGGCUUAGGAUAUACAAAACGAGGAAGUACGUAGUGGAAAAUUUAAUCGAAGUUCAAAAGCUACGUCAAGAAAUUAAACUACUUCAAGUUCUGAGCCUCCAACUGCCUUUACUCAAUGAGUGGACAAAACUGGAUGCGAAAAACUGUGAAGCGUUGAGCAAGCUAACUCGAAAACUGCACGCUUUGUCUGUUCGUUUACCCCUCCAACAUGGUGCAACGGUAGAUGUGGUAUCCAUACAUGAAGAAAUGGUCAGAGCUAUAGAAGUCAUGGAUGAGAUCGAAGACAUUUUCAUCAAGUUUCUCCCACGAGUUGAAAUAAUCCUUUACGAGAUGACAGAAUUGCUGAGCAUGUUCAAACAAGAAUUGUUAUAUUUUGAAGAGUUGGAGAAGAGCCUUUUCCUUGGUCCUGUAUUUGCGGCGAAGGAGAGUAGCUUAAAGGUUCAUUUAAUCCAGAAGACUGACGAACAGAGAGAACAUUUGAAACAUUGCUGA
Molecule: messenger RNA, 3478 nt
Organism: Raphanus sativus (radish)
Lineage: Eukaryota; Viridiplantae; Streptophyta; Magnoliopsida; Brassicales; Brassicaceae
Product: QWRF motif-containing protein 7
Exons: 5
Coding region: 2315-3478 (387 amino acids)
Biological process (GO): centrosome cycle; spindle assembly
Cellular component (GO): nuclear microtubule; centrosome; cytoplasm
Molecular function (GO): microtubule binding
Source: RefSeq, a predicted model, not a curated record